AUAGGAAACCAGGUUUUUUGAAGCCAAGUUUUUGUACAAACCUAUAGCUCAUAACAAUAUUUCCUCUAUAUUGUUCAUAUAAGAUACCAAUGGUAGUUAUGUCCAAACCAGCAAUGGAGCAUCACUGUGCAGCCACCACAUUGUUCCCUGAAAUCCCAUUAAUCGACCUAUCGAAACCCGAUUCCAAAAAUCUCAUCGUUAAAGCCUGCGAAGAAUUCGGAUUCUUCAAACUAAUCAAUCACGGUGUCCCAACUGAAUUCAUUACCAGAUUAGAAUCAGAAGCCAUUAAGUUUUUCUCCCUGCCACUCUCUGAGAAAGAAAAAGCAGGCCCUGUUGAUCCUUUUGGUUAUGGAAACAAGAAAAUCGGCUCCAAUGGCGAUGUGGGUUGGGUCGAGUACAUACUUUUAACCACGAGUAAUGAAGCAAAUUACCAGAAGUUUUCAGCCAUCUUCGGUGAAGCUGCAGAGAAAUUUCGUUUUGCAGUGAAUGAUUAUCUGUCAGCAGUCAAGAAAAUGGCUUAUGAGAUUCUUGAAAUGCUUGCUGAUGGAUUGAAAAUUCAACCAAGAAAUGUUUUUAGCAAACUUUUGAUGGAUGAAGAGAGCGACUCUGCUUUUAGGCUCAAUCACUAUCCUCCAUGCCCUGAGCUAAAUCAAGAAAUGAAUGGCAUGAAUUUGAUUGGAUUUGGAGAACAUACUGAUCCUCAAAUCAUUUCGGUUUUGAGAUCGAACAAUAUAUCUGGCCUUCAAAUCUCGUUGAAAGAUGGGAAUUGGAUAUCCAUCCCACCGGAUCAGAAUUCCUUUUUCAUUAAUGUUGGCGACUCGUUACAGGUUAUGACUAACGGGAGGUUUAAUAGCGUAAGGCACAGGGUCAUGGCGAAUGGCUCGAAAUCGAGACUUUCUAUGAUUUAUUUUGGUGGACCGCCUUUGAGCGAAAAAAUAGCUCCAUUGCCCUCAUUGAUGAAAGGAGAAGACAGUUUGUACAAGGAGUUUACAUGGUACGAAUACAAAAAAUCUGCAUACAAGUCAAGAUUGGCCGAUAAUAGGUUGGGCGUAUUCGAGAAAAUUGUAGCCUCGUAAUCGUUCGAUAUAGGCUUAUUGUUAACAAAAUGUGAUGUCAAAAUACUCAUUUAUAGGGGUUUCUAGAUAGUUGAUUUGAGUUUGCCAAAGAUGUUCCUUUUUUGCUUUGUCUGUCUUUUUUUCUCAUAUUCUGACAACAUUAGAUGAAUCGAAGGCACAAGAUCUGAUGUUCAUUGUGAA
This is a messenger RNA of Olea europaea var. sylvestris, 1256 nucleotides long. Its product is annotated as gibberellin 2-beta-dioxygenase 1-like. Gene Ontology annotation, biological process: response to light stimulus; gibberellin catabolic process. The transcript has 3 exons. The coding region runs from base 90 to 1076 and encodes 328 amino acids. The record is from RefSeq and is a predicted model, not a curated record. NCBI's taxonomy places the organism in Eukaryota, Viridiplantae, Streptophyta, Magnoliopsida, Lamiales, Oleaceae.